This is a messenger RNA of Psylliodes chrysocephalus, 3216 nucleotides long. The record is from the annotation of a GenBank genome assembly. Lineage: Eukaryota; Metazoa; Arthropoda; Insecta; Coleoptera; Chrysomelidae.
AUUGGCGUCCCCUCGCUCAGACUCUCGCCUCCACCGUGUUGCCAGAUCGUGUCGAGCAGUUGCCGCGUUCGCAAACCGUCUCUCGUUUUGAAAAGCCGAUGUUUCAGUUGUUUUCAUCUUCUGUCGUGACCAUGUUGAUUAUAGGUUGAGUUUGUGAAGUGUGUUUUUUUUAUAGUGCAGGCCUCAUGGUUUUUGUUCUCGGAGGGUAGUGCGCGGGCAACUUUUGAGUAGGUAAAGCCCCUCCUUGUUUUUUUCUUCGAUUAUGUCCGACCAUCGCGCCUGGGGCGCUAACCGCGAGGAAGGAAUGUGGUGGCCGGGUAACGUUGUGGCCGAUCAACAGACUAUGCAACAACACCAACAAUUCUUCCAGCAACAACAGCAGCAAAUGGAAAACGACGCUAAUGCGGCCCAACAACAACAGACUUUCAAUUACAAAAUGGCCAACAGUUUUCAAAAUCCCGCUACUACCCAGUCGAACGUGACGUCUACUUCGCCGAUUGGUGCGGCGGGUAUUCGCGGCUACGAUUAUAAUAUGACAGGUGGGAAUCCUACGUUGUCAGCACCUGCACAAGGAGCCCAAUGGUGGUAUCCUCCUUCAACGAUGGAGAAUAUGCAUAAUACUUUGCAAAGUUUACAAAACAGUAUGCACGGCAUGCAGCAACAUCAAAUGCCACCUGUACAGAAUCCCUCUUCCCCGCAUAGCGAAGCUCAAAGUCGACAAGAAGAAGUCCAAAGGCAUCACCAGCAAGAAGCCACUAGGCAGCACCAGGAAGCGUUGCAUCAAGCGUUAAGUGAAGCGCACGCGCGUUUACAACUCAACCUCCAGAAUAACCAGUUGCACAAUAACCAUCAUCAGCAGCAUCAACAAAUUCACUCACAAGCACCUCUACCUCAGAAAGGAAGAAUGCCACGCGCUAAAGCCGAUGCAAGACCCAGGGGGCGAAUGACUGCUUAUGCUUUCUUCGUGCAGACCUGCAGGGAAGAGCACAAAAAGAAACAUCCCGAAGAAAAUGUUGUCUUCGCUGAAUUUUCGAAAAAAUGCGCCGAAAGGUGGAAGACCAUGUUAGACAAAGAAAAGAAACGUUUCCACGAAAUGGCCGAAAACGAUAAAAAACGUUAUGACACCGAAAUGCAAAGCUACACUCCUCCUAAGGGCGAGAAGCAAAGAGGCAAAAAAAGGAAGCAAGUCAAAGACCCCAAUGCUCCCAAGCGUUCGCUAUCUGCUUUCUUCUGGUUCAGCAACGAUGAGCGUGGCAAAGUUAAAGCCCACAAUCCCGAAUAUGGAGUAGGUGAUAUUGCCAAAGAAUUAGGUAGAAGGUGGGCCGAUGCCGACCAAGAAACUAAAGGCAAAUACGAAGUUUUGGCCGACAAAGACAAGGCCAGAUACGAGAAGGAAAUGACUGCAUACAAGAAGAGGAAUAAUCCCGCCAUGCAGCAGUUGGGGCACCCGGUAGUACCUGAGCCAGAAGCGGAAGUGGAGGAGGAAGAUGAAGAGGGCGACGACGAUGAUGACGAGUAAACGUGGCGUUUUUAUUUUGUAAGAUAAAUUCUUCUGUCUCUCUUGUUUUUUAAGUCGCCUUCUCAUUCCUCUAUUGUAAAUAUACAUGUUAGCAAGUGUAUUUAACCCAAUUUUCUCAUUCUUAUUUUUUACCCAAACAACAGAAAAAUGAAAUACAAAGUGUGUACUUACAAAAAAAAAAACUGACAGUGUGUGAGCGACCGCCGUUUUUUCAAUCUACAGAGUGAUUUUUUCCAAUCACAUUUAACAAUUUUAAAUUUGACAGUUUGACUUGUGACUACAAUUUAACAAAAAAAAAAAAAAAAAAAAUUCGCUCUGUAUGUUUUUUAAGACGUUCCGAUUGAUUCGUUUUAUUUUAUUGAGAAAUACUGGAGGUAUGUGUGUAGUGUAUUUUUUUACGAUUUAAUUAAUUCUUCCUCAUCGCUGUCAUUCUGGAUAGUGCAAAAACGGGUUUAAAAUAAAGCGACGCAACAUUGGAUUUUUUUUUUUUUUUAAAUAAUUUGAUGUUAGCUCGUUUCGAAGCCCUGUAGUUGUAAAAUUUGAAUUUUUUAAUUUGGAUUGUAAAUGAAUUCGUUUUUUAUGUGUAAUGUUUUAUCUUGGAUUUUUUGAGUGUAAAAACUAACAUUUCUGCUGACGAACAUAAUUUUGAAAACCCUCCAUUGACGUUGAAAUUUUAUUUAUUUUUUCAAAAAUCCAUUUAAAAUGUGCCAUAAUCAUUUAAAGAUGAUAUACCAAAUUGUAACAAUUUUCGAUUGGAAAUUAUUCAUUUACAAUUCAUUUUUUAAUCAUUUGUAGUCCUCUAUAUCUGCCAGUUAUUUAUUUAUAAAAAAACUGAUCUUUUAUAAGUUGUAUUACUUUUAGUAUAAUGUACUCUCCAUUUAAAGAUGAAAAAAAGAAAAAAGUCCCCCUAUUGCAUAAACAGAGCAGAUCUGUGUCUUUGUGUUUGUUUGUCAUAGCCAAAAGGUUUGAGGGUGGUACGAUACGAAAAUUAAUAGGCGGUUUUUAUAGUUUCUGAUUUAAUUGUUUUACUGAAAAUCACUUCAGUGGCGUAGCAGAUUGAGUUUAGAAGUAUAUUAUUUCUUUUCACACUGUUUUAUUUAGCAUAAUCAUCUCUGGUUGGCGAAAUUUAAAAAAAAAAUCGAUAGUAAUUACUAAUUAUUUAUUAUUUCUUCUUACUAUAAGAAGAGUUUUUAUUUUUUCAGUUUUAAUUCUUCAAAUUACAAAUUGAUUCAUUCAAUAGAAAAACUAUAAAUUUUAUAUGAUAUAACAACAAAAUUAUAUUAAUUUAAAUUUUUGUUUAAAAUUUUACAACUACUUUCCGAAUAGGUUUUUUUUUUUUUGAUUCUGAAAAUCUAAGAACGAUUUUUGAUCCAAAUUUCGCCAACUAAGUGUAACCGUUUCUAUAUAAUUUUAACCAUAUAAUUUAAAAACUUGAAUCGUUUGUCAACCAAUCCAUCAAUUAUUAUUAAUUACUCUUAAUUUGUAAUAAUUAUCCAUUAAUGUAAUUUUUAAUAUUGUUAAAUGUUUAUAAACAGUUGUGUCCAUUAAAUGGAACAUUCAUUUUUCACCCAAAAUCAAUAAAUUGCUCUGUGUUAUGUUAGGGAGAAAGAAAUAGAAAGCAAUGUUUGUUUUUUAUAUCGAUAGGAAUAACAAAAAAAAAUAAUAAAAUUUUCAAUAAAAAUUGCUGUUUUAUUUUA